Messenger RNA from Chara braunii, 2231 nucleotides. Lineage: Eukaryota; Viridiplantae; Streptophyta; Charophyceae; Charales; Characeae. The record is from the annotation of a GenBank genome assembly.
UCGCGGCAGUCCCCAAUUUUCACUCGCAGAGCGACUCGCGAGCUGCGACCACUGCCCUCGGUAAUUUACCUGGACAAGGCAGGCAACUACGUCUUCGUCGUGGAGAUAUGGCCUAACGUGGGGGAAUUAGACAGUCCAUACGAAGCUAUGCGAGUGAUGGACCAGUUGCAAGUUGAAAUCUUUCUCUCUCCCGCUGACUUCUUAGAGAUGACCUACACUCGUGUGUCCGAUCCUCUGCGUCGACGAGUGCGGUACAUCAUCAAGCUGCACGAAAGGCAUCACCUUGUAGGCCAAACCUCACCAGGUAAGGCCAUCAAGGCCACUUCUCUAGCAAUGAGCAUACACUGGCCGUUUCCGGAAAUGUGCCUGGGCAGCGCAGGUCAUUCGUUGGACUUGAUACCAGACCUGACUGGGAAGUUAGGACACCUGGCGGAUUCGAAGGGGUACGCCAUGGCGGUGCUGACAGAGGAGAAGUGGACUCUAGUGAUGAACCACAGGAACCUGCCUUCGGCAACGGCUUUGAAGAACGAUGUCCCUUAUGGUGCUUCGGACAACCCCAAGGUGUUGUACGCAAUGGGAAGAGGCGGAUCGAAGACGAACGUCCCAAGUCCUGCAGUGGAGGUGCUAAAUAAGGAUGGGAUUGAGCUGGUGAGCCUGGAUGAAGACCUUGGGGAGGUGGCUGAUUCGUCCACACCCUUGCGUAAAGGGGACAUAGUCCGGGUGAUUGUGGAGAACCCCAACGAAGAAGUCUCUAUGACUAUAAAUAGUGGCUGCCCCCCAGAUAGAAGUGUUCAUCUGGACCUGGAGCUGUCUGAAUAUAGCCGAGAGUGUAGGAACGUGGACCCGGCUAUUCCUUGUGCAUACUUUGAGGACGAUUUCUUGCCGGUCAUUGCAAUUUACGACAGCAUCAUCAACUCCUCGGAGCUGUUCACCGAAGUGUUCGCUUUGUCUAUAGUGGCCGGGGGAAGAGAUCCACACAGCAUGAGAAACUUCACCGAGGCAGAGAUAAGGAACUACAACCUAGGGGGUGCUGAGGCCAUCUGGACCUCUCUAAUUGGCCCCGGUCUGAGGCCUGGAACAUUCCAGCUAAGCCGUGGGGUUCGGUCUGCUGAUGGCCAGCCAAUUAUAAAGGGCUACCCCUUGACUUGGGUUUGUCCAUCCGGGAGCCCAUGCUAUGGGAUCCAACCACGAGGACUCGAAACUCCCCACUAUUUUGUGCGGUUCAGAUUGACCACCGAUUCCCAGAUCACAGGGUACUCAACCUCCUACUGCCUCCACACCACAGAGUUCCUCGUGCGUAUCCAUGGUCUGCAAAUGGACAUCACAGGGUCGCUGGUCGUCACUCUCGGAACAUGGGGGGCCAUCUUUGGCACCAUUCUCAUCGGCUACGCCUUCCAUUACUAUCAUCGGCAACAGGCUGCCAAAGCUGGCAUUGUUGCAGAGCCUGAUCCGGCCCUAGCUGGCAUUGUUGAAGAGCCUGAUCGCCCCCCAAGCGCCACUAAUGACUAGACAAAAAGGACUUUACGUAACAGGUGGGCUGCCAAAGCUGGCAUUGUUGAAGAGCCUGAUCCGGUCCUAGCUGGCAUUGUGUUGAAGAGCCUGAUCCCCCCCAAAGCACCGCUCACGACUAGACAAAAAGGACUUUACAUAACAGGUGGACUAAUACGGUCAUCAUGGACCUGUGAAGUACGGUCCUCAGGGGUCGAAGCUGCUGCUCCCAUCCUGGCCACAACGAGGUCCUGGCCACAACGUGGGCCUGGCCACAACGAGUAGACAAAAAGGACUUACAAUAACAGGCAGGCAGGCUAAUAUGACUGUCAUGGAACCCUCAAGUACUUUCCCCAAGCUGCUGCUCCAGUCCGGAGCAAAACAGCUAGACAAAGAGGACUUUACUACAAUAACAGGAGGGGUCUUAACCGCCAUUACGGAACACUCAAGUACGGCCAUCAGGGCACGAAGCUGGGGCUGUGUUUGCCGAGCUGCAGCUGUGGUCCUCAGCACUGGAAGUAAGGAGUUGACAGUAGCAACCAGGCUGGAGCCAAUCUUCUUCUUCUUCUUUUUUUUUCUUUAACACACCCAGGUUGAUGCUAGGGGAGCUGAUAAGAGCAGACCCCUCUAGCAUUCCCAGGGAGGCUCCAUCUCCAUCUAUUGGUGGGGAGCUUCACCUGCUGGAAAACGGGUCCAGCUUCCCAUUCCGGUGCAGCUACAGAGAAUGAAGCGGCUGUUGUCGA